Messenger RNA from Aspergillus aculeatus ATCC 16872, 837 nucleotides. Its product is annotated as class I SAM-dependent methyltransferase. The transcript is spliced from 5 exons. The record is from RefSeq and is a predicted model, not a curated record. Lineage: Eukaryota; Fungi; Ascomycota; Eurotiomycetes; Eurotiales; Aspergillaceae. The coding region runs from base 1 to 837 and encodes 278 amino acids.
AUGGCCUCCUCGACUCCCACCACCUAUUUGCUCCCACGCGAUCGCUUCGAAGCCACCAGGCUCUCCUCCCAGCAUCUGCUCUGGCAACUCCACGCCGGCUAUCUGCUUCACCCCGAUAUUCCCCUAAAGGAGGGUAUGGCCAUCGCGGACAUUGGGACCGGAACUGGCAUCUGGGCCAUUGAACUCUCCCCUCACCUGCCCCCCAACGCCCAAGUCGUCGGCUACGACAUCGCAAGCACCCACUUGCCCACCCCGGAAUACUGGCCCGCGAACGUACGCUUCGGCCACCUAGACCCGCUCAGCGAGACGAUCCCCGAAGAGCUAAUCGGGCACUUCGACGUGGUGCACCUGCGCAUGUGGGCGUUUGUCAUCCGGGACAACGACCCCAGCGCGCUCAUCCGGCAUGCGGAAAGAUUGUUGAGGGGCUACCUCCAGUGGGAAGAUGCCCGGUUCGGGAAUAUCGUCACGCGCGAGGGCGACGAGACCGCGCCGCGGUUCCGGGAGCUGAUGCGCCGGAAGUGGACGGUCACCAAGCAUAAUUUCCAAUGGCUCGACGAGCUCGAUCAACACGUCAACCGCCGCGCCGAGCUGGAGGUAGUGCAUUGUCAGUACAAGCCGUGGGCCCCCAGCCUUAUCCCUCUUGUGACGAAUACCUUCAUGCUUGCGCUGGAGAGUAGCAGUGCGCUGUUGGGAAAUCUGAAGCAGGCGGCGCCUUCGGUACCGAGCCGGGAGGAAUGGUUGGAUGCGUUGGCGGCGUUGUAUGAGGAGAUCCAGAAGCCGGGUGGGGCGCAAUUCCACUGGCUACCGGUUAGUGUUUUGGCGAGGAAGAGUGGUUGA